UGGCCCCUUCGGCCUCCGCGAUGCUGCCCUGGAGACGGAACAAAUUUGUGCUGGUGGAGGAUGAGGCCAAGUGCAAGGCGAAAAGCCUGAGCCCGGGGCUCGCCUACACGUCGCUGCUCUCCAGCUUCCUGCGCUCCUGCCCGGACCUGCUGCCGGACUGGCCGCUGGAGCGCCUGGGCCGCGUGUUCCGCAGCCGGCGCCAGAAAGUGGAGCUGAACAAGGAGGACCCGACCUACACCGUUUGGUACCUGGGCAACGCCGUCACCCUGCACGCCAAGGGCGACGGCUGCACCGACGACGCGGUGGGCAAGAUCUGGGCGCGCUGCGGGCCGGGCGGGGGCACCAAGAUGAAGCUGACGCUGGGGCCGCACGGUAUCCGCAUGCAGCCGUGCGAGCGCGGCGCCGCGGGGGGCUCGGGGGGCCGCCGCCGCUGCCUCGGUGCCCCGCGCCCCGCUGCGCCGCCUGCUCAACGCCAAGUGUGCCUACCGGCCACCGCCGACGGAGCGCGCCCGCGGAGCGCCGCGCCUCAGCAGCAUCCAGGAGGAGGACGAAGAGGAGGACGAGGAGGACGCGGAGGAGAGCGAGGGAGGAGCCCCUCAGCGCGAGCGGCCGGAGGUGCUGAGCCUGGCGCGGGAGCUGAGGACGUGCAGCCUGCGGGGUGCCCCGGCGCCGCCGCCACCUCCCGCGCACUCCCGCCGCUGGAAAGGCGGCCCCCGGGAGCGCGCCGGACAGGCACGCUGAACUCACAGCCUCUGAUCUGGCUGCCGUUGCGGCUUCCCUGGCCCCCGACCCCGCCUCCCUCGUGGUCUCAGUUGUGAUCGCCUUGUCCCUCGUCCUGGCUCAGGGUGACACCUGAUAUGCCCUUGACUAUUGGGGGAUCCCCCCUCUCUCCAAGCCCGGAGUUUUCUGGGCCCUCCAUUGUGGAAGUGUCCCUGUGCUCUGCACCAAGUGUUUUUGUCCACCCACUUCCCUGCUUCUUUCCAAAACAUCCUCUCAGGAGAACCGGGAGAAGUUUCCAGAAAUCCAGGAGGGUGGGUUUGAACCUUGGCCCGGGUAGAGGCAGUGGCCCUGCCCUGGUCAUCUUGUAAUAAGAACCACCCGGAAAGGCCUUCUUGUAGGAGCAGAAUCCAGUGGCUGGGGAGAAUUGAGGCCAGGUCCCUGAUGGACACUGAGUCUGAGGUUAUAAACAGAGGGCAGAAUCCUGGACUCUGCUCAGCCUCUCUACCUGUUGGAGGACUCCCGCAACUUCACUGCUCUGCCUCUGGAAGACUAGGAUGGUCCUACUGAUGUUUAAAGGAUAGGUUGGCCCGGUAACAGCUCUGACAGCUCUGCACCAGCCUGGGCCUUGUAUUCCCACAGGAUUCCCCAUCGCCCCCUCUCUGCAGACAGAUAAGUAUGGACCACUGUAGGUAUCCCACAAACAGCACCAAGACGGGCCUCCAGAGGAAGUAAGGGAAACUUCAGCAGAUGUGUAGAGACACAGACUCCCCCAGCAGAGAUGCCCUGAGUCAAGCAAGGCUCCAGGGGCAAGCUGUCUUGACAGCAGCUGAAUUCACAUAGCAGGAUGAGGGAAGACAGUGUGUUCCCCCAAUAGAGGGAGUGGGCCCCUGCCCAGGAGUCUCCACAGGGUUACCAAAAGUCCAAAGAUCUACAUGUCACCAACUGAUCGUUGUAAAUAAAAUGGAUCUGCUUUUUCAGCCCUGU
Chinchilla lanigera (long-tailed chinchilla) is the source of this 1704-nucleotide messenger RNA. It is a transcript of the gene Fam43b, whose product is annotated as family with sequence similarity 43, member B. The record is from RefSeq and is a predicted model, not a curated record. Lineage: Eukaryota; Metazoa; Chordata; Mammalia; Rodentia; Chinchillidae.